UCUUUGGCCUCUGUUUGGCCUUCAGGAUUUCACCCUUUCAGACAUACAGUAGCAAUUGGCUUGCGAGACGUCGCCAACACAGACAGCACAGAUACAACACAGACAGCAUGUCAAGUCCACCGGCAAAGUCCUCCGGGACGCCAUACACCUUCCUGGACGUCCAUGACCAGGCCUCCCCGCUGUCGUCGUUGCUGAUCAAUCCUGGAAACGAUGUGAAACGGACGAGUCGGCCAAAGACUUUCCGGCCGGAGCCUCCUUCCGAAUUGAUGUCCCGCGUAGCAGCGUUCCUCCCACAACUCUCCGCCGCGAACACGUCCCUUCUCGCUCAACUCUCCCAAAACCCCGAGGCAAGAGAGAACGUGGACAUCGAAGGAGUCGAUGAGGAUGAUGAGCAGUACAUCGAGAUGAACCUCGGCGUAGGGGUCUUCGAUACAAAGCCAGAUGCACCAACACCGAGCACAAUCAGGCCUGAAGACAUCGUCACAACGUCUGCCAUAGACACCGAUGCAGCCGGAACGAGGGACGUGAACAUCGGCGAUUUGCUGGCUUUGGGUGGGGACGAGAGACCUAUGAUUGAGGUUCUGGGCGGAGGGGUGGGCGUUGAGAGCGGGAGUGGGAGUGAGGGGUCGAGUUGGGGGGAGGAGAGCGCGGAUGAAGAGGAAGAAAGCGGUGAGGAGGAGAGCGAUAGUGCAAUGGAAGAUGUGUCGAGCUGAAGGCGCCGGUCGUCCGGAGUUGCGACCGGCCCGACUGGGUUGGCUGUAUUUAUUGAGUCUUUUUGGAGAUGCGUUGACGUAGGUAGCAUUUUGCAGAUCCGCAUGUAGAAGCCCCACUUCCAUUUGAAGCUCUCGAUAUA
This is a messenger RNA of Fimicolochytrium jonesii, 853 nucleotides long. RefSeq lists its product as uncharacterized. The record is from RefSeq and is a predicted model, not a curated record. The transcript has 4 exons. NCBI's taxonomy places the organism in Eukaryota, Fungi, Chytridiomycota, Chytridiomycetes, Spizellomycetales, Powellomycetaceae. The coding region runs from base 108 to 713 and encodes 201 amino acids. Gene Ontology annotation, molecular function: box C/D methylation guide snoRNP complex binding. Gene Ontology annotation, biological process: box C/D snoRNP assembly.